GCUGCGGCGGGGGAGGCUCAGGGAGGACUGGCUGGUCGCUGGGCUUUUGCGGUUGCGCCAAGCGCUCCCCAGCAGCGGCUUCCGAGCCUGGGCUGCGUUGGGGUCGUGAGAGGCGGGAACGUCGGCGGGUCUGUCCGAUUCUUCUCCAUGGAGGUGGGCCUUUGCGCCCAGCUCUUGCCUGCUGUGCUUGGUCUUCUUUAUUGGUGUGAACAUGAACUAGUAGUGCUGGGAGCCGGCGGGGCUGGCUAGUUUGCUGGCUAGCUGGCUGACACGCGGGCGGCUGGCUCCCUGCCUGCUUCGGGGGCGGUCAGUCGAUCUGGUGGGGGGGGGGAGGUUUUUGGCGGUUCCCCGCCAUGAACUUCCAGCAACAGCAGCAGCAGCUGGCGAAUUCUGCGGCCAUCCGGGCGGAGAUCCAACGGUUCGAGUCGGUGCACCCCAACAUCUACUCCAUUUACGAGCUGCUGGAGCGGGUGGAAGAGCCGGUGCUGCAAAACCAGAUCAGGGAGCACGUCAUCGCCAUCGAAGAUGCCUUUGUAAAUAGCCAGGAAUGGACACUAAGUCGAUCAGUGCCCGAGCUAAAAGUGGGAAUUGUGGGGAAUUUAGCUAGUGGUAAAUCUGCUCUUGUACAUCGUUAUCUGACUGGGACUUAUGUCCAAGAGGAAUCACCAGAAGAUAUGGAUGCAGGUGGGAGAUUCAAGAAGGAAAUAGUAGUUGAUGGACAGAGUUACCUGUUGCUGAUUAGAGAUGAAGGAGGUCCUCCUGAGGCACAGUUUGCCAUGUGGGUGGAUGCUGUUAUCUUUGUCUUCAGCCUUGAGGAUGAAAUUAGUUUCCAGACAGUGUACCAUUACUAUAGCCGUAUGGCAAACUAUCGUAAUGCUAAUGAAAUCCCAAUGGUACUAGUAGGAACUCAGG
Messenger RNA from Python bivittatus (Burmese python), 912 nucleotides. NCBI's taxonomy places the organism in Eukaryota, Metazoa, Chordata, Lepidosauria, Squamata, Pythonidae. The record is from RefSeq and is a predicted model, not a curated record.